This is a messenger RNA of Colossoma macropomum (tambaqui), 887 nucleotides long. RefSeq names its product complement C1q-like protein 2. The record is from RefSeq and is a predicted model, not a curated record. The transcript has 5 exons. Bases 59 to 802 code for a protein of 247 amino acids. NCBI's taxonomy places the organism in Eukaryota, Metazoa, Chordata, Actinopteri, Characiformes, Serrasalmidae. Gene Ontology annotation, molecular function: protein binding.
UACAUACACCCCAUAUUCUACUGAACCUUUCCACUCUCCGUACUGUAAUUAUCUCAGGAUGAGGGUCAGUGUGGUUCUGCUUUGGCUCUUCUUGUCUUGUGUUCAGCUCCAGAGAGCUGAUGACCAGCUCACAGUGAGGGACGUGCAGCUUCUGAACAAGGGUAACAUGGAAAGAUCAGCACUAGAAAAAACCCACCACUAUGAUGAUGAGUUCACCGAGCUGAGAGAGCUGAAGGACAUGGUCACCCAGCUGAGAGAGCAGCUGCAGUCCAGCCAAAGCCAGAUUGAAGAGCUGCGGAAACAAAACGCAGCCAUAAACAACAGACUGGUGGAGGUGUCCCAAGUGAAUUCAGCUUUGAAGUGGAGCCUGGAAGCACUGAGAGAGGGGAAUGCAAAGGUUCGGAAGGUGGCGUUCUUAUUUGGUUCAGGCUUAAAUGGCUACCUCGGGCCUCUAGGUGUCGACACCAUACUGGUUUUCCGCAAAGAAAUCACAAACAUUGGAAACGCAUACAGUCCAAUCACAGGUGUUUUCACUGCUCCACUCAGAGGAGUCUAUUACUUCAGGUUUAAUGUACUUGGUAGCAACUCAUACUGGAUGACUAUAGACUUGUAUAAAAAUCAAGAGCGAAUCAUAACUGCAGCUGAAUAUCCAGGGGGGCAGCAUGAAUACUCUGUCGGUGGUGCCACUCUGCUGCUGCAGAAAGGAGAUCUUGUGUAUCUUAAGCUCCGCGCUACCUGUCAAAUUUAUGACAGUGCUGACAACCUUACCACUUUCACCGGCUUUCUGCUGUUUCCCAUGUGAAGUGCUUUAAUCACUGGAAAAGAGCAAUCAGUUUGCAGCAUUUGUCUAAAACCUCCCAUGCAAAAAAACAAGAAAUAAACAUAUA